Messenger RNA from Culex pipiens pallens (northern house mosquito), 3389 nucleotides. Its product is annotated as PAX3- and PAX7-binding protein 1. The coding region runs from base 151 to 2961 and encodes 936 amino acids. NCBI's taxonomy places the organism in Eukaryota, Metazoa, Arthropoda, Insecta, Diptera, Culicidae. Gene Ontology annotation, biological process: mRNA splicing, via spliceosome; spliceosomal complex disassembly. Gene Ontology annotation, molecular function: DNA binding. The transcript is spliced from 8 exons. Gene Ontology annotation, cellular component: U2-type post-mRNA release spliceosomal complex; nucleus. The record is from RefSeq and is a predicted model, not a curated record.
GUCAAAGUCAGAAAAGCAAUUUGCGAAAAAAGUCAAACGUUUUAGUUUUUCGUCGCCAAAAACUCCACUAAAUCAUCAAAAUCCACCCCGAAAACAGUGCAAAAACUAUGCACUAACCAGCGCACCGUGCGAAGCAACUAAAUUCCAACCAUGUCCCUGUUCCGGAAGCCGAAAAAACUAAUCCAAAGGCGCGUCUUCAGCGGGUACGACGACGACGACCAGGCCCCGCACUUGCAGCAGCAGGAUGAAACCAGCAACGGAAGUGGCGGCCCGAUGGAGGUGGACCAGAUGGCACCGCCGCCACCGUGCCUAAAAGGAUCGGCGUCGUCCCGGAAGGAGAAGAAACCGUCGUCGUCCAAAAGUGAAGUGGGCAGCAACAGCACGAAAAAGUCGUCCUCUUCGGCGGGGGCCGCGUCCAAAAUGUCUUUGCUAAGUUUCGACGACGAAGAGGAGGGCGAAACGUUCCAGGUGAAGAAAACGUCCCAGAGCAAGAAGGUGAUGAAAACGCUGGACAAGGAACGCCGUCGGAAGCGACACGCCGAGAAGAACGGUGGCUCCAGAGAGGAUUCCUACUCAUUUGCGGCAGCGUCUUCGACGUCGACCUCGGCGACUUCCUCAAAGUCAAAGUCGUCCUCUUCCUCAAAGCAUGGCGAAGGAUCUGAGCCAAAAGAUAAAUUAAAAAAGGAAAAGUGUGAAAAUACUAGUUCUAAUAUCCAAACUGAAAUCCGCACAGACGACUUUGUGCUCGUGGUCAAAAAGUCCGACCCAACGAAUCAGAUUCUGAACGGGCGGGCGGCGCUCUGUGCCGGCCGGGAUGACAUGACGGACGAGGAUGAGGAGGACGAGGACGAGGAUGGCGGCGGAGGUGGGGACGCGGAUGGCGAGGGCCACCAUCGGUUCGCCAAACCGGACAACUUCAAGAUGUAUCUGGAGAACGGGGUCAUUCCGGACGCGGCCAUGAUCCACGCGGCCCGCAAGCGGCGCCAGAAGGCGCGGGAGCAGGGUGACUUUAUCCCGGUGGAGGAGCCCAAGGAGGACAAGAGCAAGAAGCGGGUGGUGCGCGAGGACGGUGCCGGCGACGGGUCGGACGAGGACGAUGACCGGAUCGACAUGGCGGCCAUCACCGGAGCGAAGGAGCGCGAGGAACGGCGCGAGCAGUUCUACUCCGUUCAACGGGAAGAUUCCGCCGAGGAUUCGGACUUUGAGGCGAAGGAGUGGGAGAACCAGCAGAUUCGCAAGGGUGUGACCGGUGCGCAGCUGGUGUCCGCCCACCAAGAGUCCGUCAUCUCGCAGUACAUGAUCCAGGGUUUCAGCGGCCAGCAGUACGAUCACCACCAGCAGGACGACCAGCACGCGCUCUCUACUGCGGCACUGCUGGAGCAAGCCUACGCUCGUACCAGUGGCCUGUCCAAGGCAAAUACACGGGCCGCGUCCAGUUCGCUCAUUUCUCGAGUCGCGACCGCCGGCAAGCAGGAAAAACCGGCCGGACCUCGGAUGCCGAAGGAGAUUCUGAGGCAGCUCAGCGCACGGCUCUCGACCACCAAGGAACUGAACUACAAACAUAUCACCGACAUCGAACGGAUCACGCAGGAGGUCAAGGUGCUCAAGCUGGACCAUCUGGCCAGCGAGCAGAAGGCCCCGGCGGCGGCAGCUCGGUAUCGAUUCUACCAGGAGAUCAAGUGCUACUGCGCCGACCUGGUUGAGUGUCUGGACGAAAAGAUGCCCCAGAUUGUGGCGCUGGAGCAGCGCGCCCUGUCGCUGAUGGCCCGCUACUCGUCGAUGCUUAUCGAGCGCCGGCGGCAGGACGUCCGCGACCAGGCCAAGGAGAUGGCCGACGCUGGAAAAAACGUCAAACGCCAACCGGACGACCCGGAUCGGAUCCGCCGUGCGGCGGAACGCGAAGGUCGGAGAACGCGCCGUCGGCGGGAUCGCGAGAAGAACGAGCAGUCCACCUCCCACCUGGACGGAAUGUCCAGCGACGACGAGGUCGCCGACAUCGAAGUGUCCAAGUACCAGGCCGCGCUCAAAGAGGUGGCCGCCGAGGCCGCGCAGGUGUUUGACGAUGCCGGUGGGGAGUUCUGCGACGUGCAGGAGAUUUUGGAUAAAUUCCAGAGCUGGCGAGCCACCGAAAUGGACGCCUACAAGGACGCGUACGUGAGCCUGUGUCUGCCCAAGGUGCUCGGUCCGUUGAUCCGGUUGCGGCACGUGGUUUGGAAUCCGGUCAGCGGCCAGGAUGGGUUCGAUUUCGAGCGGGAACACUGGUACCGGAGUGCGAUGCUGUACGGUCACGUGUCGUCCGCGGAAACCGAAACCAGCCUCGCCGAAGACCCGGAUGUCCGGCUGGUGCCGACGCUGAUCGAGAAGAUCAUCCUGCCCAAGCUGGCCGUUCUCAUCGAGCAGGUUUGGGAUCCCCUUUCGACGACGCAAACCCUUAAGCUGGUCCGACUGAUCAACCGACUGUGCCGGGACUACCCCUCGCUCAGGAGAACCUGUAAACAGUUGCGAACGCUCUUCCAAGCCAUCCUGGACAAGUUGAAGCUCGCGAUCGACAACGACGUCUUUAUUCCAGUGUUUCCCAAGCAAAUGCAGGAGGCGAAAUCGUCCUUCUUCCAGCGGCAGUUCUCCAGCGGCCUCAAGCUGCUGCGCAACAUCACCUGCUGGCAGGGCCUCAUCGCGGACGGGCCGCUGACGGAGCUCGCCAUCGGGUCGCUGCUGAAUCGCUACCUGCUGAACGGGAUGCGCGUCUGUACGCCGGCCGACGCCAUCAACAAGGCCUCGAUGGUGGUGUACACGCUGCCGCGGGUUUGGCUCACGGCCGGUUCCGCCGUCAUGGUCAACAUGGUGCAGUUUGUGGCGAUGCUGCGCCACGUCGAAAAUCAGCUGGACGCGUCCAUCGGCGGGCAGCAAGAAUUGCUCGAGAAGCUUCACAAGAUAUUGACCAGCCUGCACGUCGUCGUCUGAACUUUGGAAGAGUAGAAGUUUUGAUCAAUAAUAGGAAACUGUUCACACGCUAGGUUUUACCCUCUUCCUAUCCCAACAUUGUUAACAAUCAAACAGAAGAAAACACAAAAUAACACUGCAGGCUUGCGCGUUGCGAUUAGAAUAGGUUAGAAUGUUAGUAGGAGUUGGAGGACAUAAAGACGAUCAAUCCACAGGUAAGUACCGACGAAAUUUUUCUCACCUUCUUCCACAACAACACACACACACACCCACACAAGCCCAGCUCAAACACUUUCCAAACACUCCCUCCUCUAGGUCGUUCGUGCUGAAACAGUUUAGUUAGAUGCGAAAAUAAUGAUAAGACUUAUUAAAUAUCGUAGGUGGCUAUUUGGGAAACUCACAUUUUAUAAAAAUUUCAAAAUAAAUAGCUUGAUAAAGUUGUCGCAACA